Messenger RNA from Staurois parvus, 1857 nucleotides. The record is from the annotation of a GenBank genome assembly. Lineage: Eukaryota; Metazoa; Chordata; Amphibia; Anura; Ranidae.
UUUCCUGGGAUUUCCAAGGCGGAAUAUCUGAAGCGAUACCUGGACGGGGGGAACUCGGGAGGGGACGAUGGGGAGGCUAAGAAGAAAAAGAGAAGGAAGAAGAGGCCGGAGGGGAUAGGUAUGCGGAUAGUAGAUGAUGAUGUGGAAGACUGGAAGAAGGAAACUAAGACCAAUGAGGAGGUUGUUGAAGAGGAAGAGGACCAACCAGUGGUGGCAGAGUUUGUAGACGAAAGGCCAGAGGAAGUGAAACGAAUGGAAGAAUUUAGGAACAGCAACAAGUGGAAGCGUAUCCAAGGUAAAAACAACAUCACACUGACAUCACAGAAAGGGAGGCAUGACUCGCCUGACUCCUCCUCUCCACGGAAAGGCAGGCAUUACUCGCCCGACUCUCCACCACAGAAAGGGAGGCACAACUCUCCACAUUCUUUUCCUCCAAAGAAAGGGAGGUGGGCCUCUCCAGACUCCUCCCCACCACAGAAAGGAAGGCAUGACUCUCCAGACCUUUCUCCACCACAGAAAGGAAGGCAUGGCUCUCCAGACCUCUACCCACCACAGAAAGGAAGGCGUGGCACUCCAGACCUCUACCCACCACAGAAAGGAAGGCAUGGCUCUUCAAACCUUUCCCCAUCACAAGGAAGGCGUGGCUCUCCUGACCCCUCUCCGCCACGCAAAGGAAGGCGUGGCUCUCCUGACCUCUCUCCGCCACGCAAAGGAAGGCGUGGCCCUCCUGACCUCUCCCCAGGAAGGCGUGGGUCUCCUGACCUCUCCCCGCCACGCAAAGGAAGGCGUGGCUCUCCUGACCUCUCCCCGCCACGCAAAGGAAGGCGUGGCUCUCCUGACCUCUCCCCGCCACGCAAAGGGAGGCGUGGCUCUCCUGACCUCUCCCCGCCACGCAAAGGGAGGCGUGGCUCUCCUGACCUCUCCCCGCCACGCAAAGGAAGGCGUGGCUCCCCGAACACUUCUCCACUCAGAAAACACCAACAAGAUGGCACAAGAUGCUCCCCUUCCAGAGUGUCCAGAAAUGAUUAUCAGAAGAAUUCCUCAUUGAGGCACGAUAGAUCUCGUUCCCCAGAUUCUUCCCCUAAGCAUUGGGGAAAAAAUGCAGGAAAAUCUUAUUCUGAUCAUAAGAAAAAAAAUAAUUCUCCAUCCUCCACCAAAAAUAGACAAGACUCCAUGCUUCAGAAAAACAGAAUGCACUCUUCUGAUUCUUCAAAGAAAGAAACAGAUAGAGUCCUUCCAUAUGGUCGUUCAUCCCUAUAUUCCUCCACACGCCAUGAUUCUGAUUCUGACCUUUCCCCUCCCAGAAAAAUGGAGAGAGGACCCACACAAGACAAACAGAGAACAGGUGCAUAUAUCCUUGAAUCAAGAAAUGCCGAAACCAUUUUCAGAGACAAAAGUGGCAAACGGAGAGACUUAAAAACUGAGCGUGGGCAGCAGCUUCAGAAACAAGCCGCACAAGAAAAACGUGAUCAGAAGUAUGCCCAGUGGGGCAAAGGUCUGGCACAGCAAGAACAGCAACGUCAAAACAUAGAAGAUGCAGCUCGAGAGAUGACAAAGCCUUUGGCUCGAUACAUUGAUGACACCGACCUAGAUCGCAUGUUACGUGAACAGGAAAGGGAGGGAGAUCCAAUGGCUAAGUUCCUGAAAAAGAAGGAUAAAGAACAAAGCAAAAAAGCUCCAGAGCGCCCAAGAUACAAGGGUCCAAAUCCUCCCCCAAACAGAUUUAAUAUCUUGCCAGGAUACCGCUGGGAUGGUGUUGACAGGUCUAAUGGAUUUGAAAACAAGUAUUUUGCUAGAAUUUCAGAAAAGAAGGCUGUUCAGGAAUCUGCAUACAAGUGGAGCGUGGAAGAUAUGUGA